AUGUCUCUGAACCGAGUUUUCACAGAAACGGAACAAUCUGGCGCUUUAACAAGCUGCUCAGUUGCACUUCCAUCAGAACAAGUCGCGAAUAGUACACAGGAGAUGACGGCGGAGAGCGCGGACUGUGGCCGGUGUGUUCCCCGGUUCAUGAGGCCCACGUUCUCCCCGCCGUCUUUGGAGAAACUCUAUCAGAACUAUUUCCAGCGGCAGCGCCAGGAGACUUUGCUUGUGUUGCUGGUGUUUGCUGCGCUCUUCAACUGCUACGUCAUCAUCAUGUGCGCCGUGUUGUACACAACGGACAAGCGCGGGACGUUGGCGGCGGCCGCGGUGGGACUAGCCGUGGACAUCGCGCUCUACGCCCUUUGCCGCUUCCGUCCGGUCAAGAGCAGGGCCGCCCGCAUGCUCAUGCCCAGUGGCAUCUGGCUGCUGAUCACGGUGCACGUGCUGCUCUACCUGGGCCUCAACUUCGCGCGCUUCACGCAGGGCGGCGACGCGGUCGGCUGGCAGGUGUUCUUCAGCUUCUCCUUCUUCCUGACGCUGCCGCUGCGCCUCUCCGUCAUUCUGCUGCUGACGUUCACUUCGUGCGCUGUGCACACGGCCGUGCUGGCCGUUACACUGACCCUGCACCACGCCGGGAACCAGCACGCCACCGUGAUCGUCAGACAGCUCUUUGCUGACUGGAUGCUCUAUGCUGGUGCGUUGUGUGUGGGGAUAGUCUCCUACUUCAUGGCUGACCGGCGCUACAGACGAGCCUUCACGGAGGCACGGCAGUCCCUGGAGGUCAGCCUCACACUGGAGGACCAGAGCCAACAACAGGAGGACCUGCUGUUGUCCAUUCUGCCCAAACACAUAGCGGAUGAGAUGCUUCAGGGCAUGAAGGAUGACAAGCAACAGAAAGACAUGCAGUUCAACACCAUGUACAUGUACCGCCAUGAGAACGUCAGUAUUCUCUUUGCAGAUAUUGUCGGCUUCACUCAGCUGUCAUCAGCCUGCAGUGCACAGGAGCUUGUCAAACUUCUCAACGAACUGUUCGCACGCUUCGACACGCUGGCUGAUUAUCACCACCAGCUGAGGAUAAAGAUUCUGGGUGACUGUUACUACUGCAUCUGUGGCCUGCCUGAGUACCGUGAUGAUCACGCUGCCUGCUCCAUACGCAUGGGCCUGGCCAUGGUGAAGGCCAUCUCGUAUGUGCGUGAGAAGACGCGUACGGAGGUGGACAUGAGAGUGGGGGUGCACACAGGCACAGUGCUGGGCGGGGUGCUGGGACAGAAGCGCUGGCAGUUUGAUGUCUGGUCCACCGACGUCACCGUCGCCAACAAGAUGGAGUCCGGAGGAAUACCCGGGCGUGUCCACAUCUCCCAGAGCACGUGGUCGUGUCUGCACGGUGAGUUUGAGGUGGAGCCGGGGAACGGUGGCGAGCGCUGCGAGUACCUGCUGGAGAAGGGCAUCGACACCUACCUGGUGCUCGCUCCCACACAACACACACCCACACACCCCAACGGCCUGGCGAACGGCGGCUCCCCUCAGCUGAUCAACACUAAAGAGACCAGCAGGAGUGUGUGUUCAGUGCGCUCCUCACACACACCACGCAACGGCAGCCUGAUGGCACUGCAGCCCGCAACUGCACACACGGAGGGCCAGGUGGUAUCCAUAAUAGGAGAAGGGGUGGAGAUUAAAAAGAAUGAACAGGAGCUGAAUCGACUGCUGCACAAAGCUCUGCUGGAGAGAGAGACAGAGGAGAUUGCACGUGAGAAGCGGGUGGACAGUGUGUCUCUGCGUUUCCAUGACGCUGCGUUGGAGCUGCGCUACUCGACUGAAGAGGAGACACAGACGGGGAUGGCCUUCACCUGCAGCUGUGUGGCGCUGUUGAGCUGCUCAGCCAUGGAGAUCCUCAUAGACCCACAGCUGGUGGUGAACUACGUGACCCUUGCUAUCGGCGAAAGCCUCCUGCUCAUCCUCACCAUCUGCUCGCUGGCCGCCAUCUUCCCUCGAUUGUUCUCUGAGAAGCUGGUGUCCUUCUCUCUGUGGAUUGACCGAACCCGCUGGGCCCGGAACAUCUGGGCGGCAGCUGCCAUCUUUGUGCUGACCAUGGCCGAAGUGGCCGACAUGCUGAGCUGUGUGCCACCCUCUCUCGUCCGGUUGAACGGCACCUCCGGUGUGUCACUGGGGUUUCUAGGCGAUGGAGGAUGCGCAGAAAACCCUAAACACUACAGCUUCAUGUCCAUCCUGUUGCUCGUGGCAACCACCAUGCUGGUGCAGGUGAGCCACAUGAUCAAACUGGCCCUCAUGCUGCUGGUUGUCGUGGCGACUGGGGCCGUCAACAUCUACAGCUGGAGGAACCUUUACGAUGUCUAUGACUUCAUCCGCUACCUGGAAUACAGGCGUCCUGUGGUGCCCUCUAAGUACUUGAUGACAGUGAUGAUCAUCAUCAUGAUGCUGAGUCUCUACUACUUUUCCCGACACGUGGAGCGCCAGACACGCAAGCUCUUCGUGUGGCGGGUGGAGGUGCGCGACCAGAAGGAGCAGGUGGCCGAGAUGCGGCGCUGUAACGAGGCCCUCGUCAUCAACAUGCUGCCCGAACACGUGGCCAAGCACUUCCUGGGCACCAAGAAGAGAGACGAAGAGCUAUAUAGCCAGUCCUAUGAUGAGAUUGGCGUUAUGUUUGCAUCCAUCCCUAACUUCGCUGACUUCUACACUGAGGAGGGCAUUAACAAUGGGGGAAUUGAGUGCCUGCGAAUCCUCAACGAGAUCAUUUCCGAUUUUGACAGUUUACUAGACAGGCCUGAGUUUUUCAGCAUCACUAAGAUCAAGACCAUUGGCAGCACCUACAUGGCAGCAUCAGGAGUCACCCCAGAGAGCAACACUAACGGAUUCAACAAAUCCAAGAAAGAUGAGCAGUCUCUGGAGCGAUGGCAACACUUGGCAGACUUGGCAGACUUUGCUUUGGCAAUGAAGGUCACUCUUACCAACCUCAACAACCAAUCCUUCAACAGUUUCAUGCUACGCAUCGGCUUGAAUAAAGGGGCAGUGUUAGCUGGUGUGAUUGGAGCCCGGAAGCCACACUAUGAUAUCUGGGGCAACACAGUAAACGUGGCCAGCAGAAUGGAGUCUACUGGUGUGAUGGGGAACAUUCAGGUGGUGGAGGAUUGCUACGACAUUCUGAAGGAGUAUGGCUUCCGAUUUGUGAGACGAGGGCCCAUCUUUGUGAAAGGGAAAGGAGAACUCCUCACUUUCUUCAUGAAGGGCAAAGACACCCCAGCUAAUGGCCUCACAACUACACUGCCACACCAAGUCCUGCACCAGUCGUGAUGCACACACGAAUACACAUAGGCUACUAACACACAAACUCAAGCAUAACAUAGGCUAAACACUGCAUUCCCCAGAUUAUGAUUCCCCAUUAUAUCUGCAAGUAGCAUAUCUAGAAUGACUUCAGCAGUUCAGCAUCCAUAUACUCUAGAGAUCUCUGGAAGAGGGCAUAGAAGCAGAUCAUUCACACAAAAAAAAUAUAAACUCCCCUGUCUCUAGGUCUUUUUACUAAGCUCAGGUUUUGUAUUCUUUUAGAUAUAGGUAAUUUCUGGAAUUUGUACUUAAGUUUAAAAUUGAUUUAAAAAAAUUAAAUAAAAACAAACAUUUUUUUUCGCUUUGUUCUCUGUUGUCCAAUGUUCCAGGUGUGUGGGUGAGCGAGGUAGACUUUGGUCCUUGGUCAACACAGGCUACUGUUGCCU
Messenger RNA from Sardina pilchardus (European sardine), 3725 nucleotides. Its product is annotated as adenylate cyclase type 3-like. Gene Ontology annotation, cellular component: plasma membrane. The transcript has 20 exons. Bases 1 to 3309 code for a protein of 1102 amino acids. NCBI's taxonomy places the organism in Eukaryota, Metazoa, Chordata, Actinopteri, Clupeiformes, Clupeidae. Gene Ontology annotation, biological process: cAMP biosynthetic process; intracellular signal transduction; adenylate cyclase-activating G protein-coupled receptor signaling pathway. Gene Ontology annotation, molecular function: adenylate cyclase activity. The record is from RefSeq and is a predicted model, not a curated record.